UGUUGCCUCAUGGGGGGUGGGGUCCCCUGGGGGACGGCCAGCUGCACUGUCUUCCCCCACCCCACCAGUUGUCCCUCUCACCAGCUCUGCUGCCAGGAAUUCAUCUUCAGGGUCAGAAAGAUCCAUCCCUGAGAGAGAGAAGGGAAGACACCCUGCCCCACCUCCUGGAACACACAUCCCAGGGUGGAGGAUCACACGAACGAACCAACAGUUCUUCAUGUUGUGGCGACCCCCAGCCCACUUCGUUGCUACUGCAGGGGGAGCCGCACGUGGUGGUCGGGACCCACAGGUGGAGAAUCACUAUUUAUUCGUUGCCAGCCUUUCCUGGGAAACACCCAGCUCUGCUGCCAUUCACGCCAUAAUCUCUCCCUGAGCCUGGAACUCGGCAUUUCAGCAAGCUUGACUGACCAGCAAGUGCCCCCAGGAUCCACCUGUCUUUGCCACCACAGUGCUGGGAUUGCAGGGCUAAGGGGCAUCCUGUUCCUGCAGCCGGUCACCGUGACUAAGUCCCUCACCCUGACCAAGUUCCUUGGAGUGUCCUGCCAACCCAGGCUCACCAGCUCCCUCCAGCUGCUGCCCAUCAGGUCAACUGCCAGCCUCAAGCUGAACUCCAACCCCAGCUAUGAGCUCCUGGAGGCGUGACUACCUCAGGGCCAGCAGCUCAGAGCCCCUCCCAGUGGUCAUCAUUGGCAAUGGUCCUUCUGGUAUCUGCCUGUCCUACCUGCUGUCUGGCCACAUCCCCUAUGUGAAGCCAGGCACCAUCCACCCGCAUCCCCUGCUGCAGAGAAAGCUGGCCGAGGCUCCAGGGGUCUCCAUCCUGGAUCAGGACCUGGAGUACCUUUCUGAGGGCCUUGAAGGCCGAAGCCAGAGCCCUGUGGCCCUGCUCUUUGAUACCCUCCUGCGCCCUGACACAGACUUUGGAGGCAGCAUGGACUCUGUACUCUCCUGGAAGCGGCAGAAGGAGCGUGCUGUCCCUCACCUUGUCCUGGGGCGGAACCCCCCUGGGGGCGCCUGGCAUUCCAUUGAAGGUUCCAUGGUCACCUUGAGCCAAGGCCAGUGGAUGAGUCUCCCAGACCUACAGGUUAAGGACUGGAUUCGGAAGAAAUGCAGAGGUCUCCGUAACAGCAGAGCCACAGCGGGUGACAUCGCCCACUACUACAGAGACUAUGUGACCAAGAAGGGUCUAAGUCACAACUUUGUGUCUGGUGCUGUAGUCACUGCCGUGGAGCAGGCAAAUUCUGAGCAUGGCAGCCCUGAGGCCCAAGCUCCCGGCCCCCUCUUCCAAGUAAAAGGCUACUUAACUGCCAAGGACAACAGCCACCAGCCCUUCUCACUGUGGGCCCGUAACGUGGUCCUGGCCACGGGCACCUUUGACAGCCCAGCCCGGCUAGGCAUCCCAGGAGAGACCCUGCCCUUCGUCCACCAUGAGCUGUCAGCCCUGGAAGCAGCCCUGCGGGCAGGCACCAUCAAUCCAAACUCAGACCCGGUGUUGAUUGUGGGCGCUGGGCUGUCUGCAGCCGAUGCUGUCCUCUUUGCUCGCCACUACAACAUCCAGGUGAUCCAUGCCUUCCGCCGGUCUGUCCAUGACCCUGGCCUGGUGUUCAACCAGCUGCCCAAGAUGCUGUACCCUGAAUACCACAAGGUGCACCAGAUGAUGCGUGAUCAAUCCAUCUUGUCACCCAGCCCCUAUGAGGGCUACCGAAGCCUCCCUGAGCACCGGCCGCUGCUCUUCAAGGAGGAUCACCAGGCAGUGUUCCAGGACCCACAAGGGGGCCAGCAGCUCUUUGGAGUCUCCAUGGUGCUGGUCCUCAUUGGCUCCCACCCCAACCUUUCCUACCUCCCCAGGGCAGGUGCUGACUUGGUCAUAGACCCAGAUCAGCCACUGAGCCCCAAGAGGAAUCCCAUUGAUGUGGACCCCUUCACUCAUGAGAGCAUUCACCAGGAGGGCCUGUAUGCCCUGGGGCCACUGGCUGGGGACAACUUUGUGAGGUUCGUCCAGGGUGGGGCCUUGGCUGCUGCCAGCUCCCUGCUGAGGAAGGAGACCAGGAAACCACCCUAACAUCCGCAGAUGCCCUGACACCAGGCCCUGAAGAGGAGGGGCUCAUCAUAGUCCAAUGGGACAUGGGUCCAUCUAAAGAUUUCCUAUGUGGGGACCAGUCUCCCCAGCAGGAGAUGAAGACUCGAGCCUUGUGGAUGGACUGUCUGGCCCAGAGGCAUGGGGAACACAGGUUACCCCAUCCUCAAGCUAGUCAAGGCUCUAGGUGAGAGCAGUAGCCAUAGGCCAGAGACACCUGGGCCUGGGCCACCUUGAAGCUGUCAGUGUGUGCUGGAAUCAUGGGGCCAGCUGAGUGCCCAACUAGGAGGACUCCAGAUGGAACCUUUCAGAAUCAGGUCCAUAAUAAAACCAACAGUGCCUCCA
This is a messenger RNA of Mesocricetus auratus (golden hamster), 2419 nucleotides long. It is a transcript of the gene Osgin1, whose product is annotated as oxidative stress induced growth inhibitor 1. NCBI's taxonomy places the organism in Eukaryota, Metazoa, Chordata, Mammalia, Rodentia, Cricetidae. Bases 623 to 2059 code for a protein of 478 amino acids. The record is from RefSeq and is a predicted model, not a curated record. The transcript is spliced from 10 exons.